This is a messenger RNA of Nezara viridula (southern green stink bug), 841 nucleotides long. The record is from the annotation of a GenBank genome assembly. Lineage: Eukaryota; Metazoa; Arthropoda; Insecta; Hemiptera; Pentatomidae.
AUGCAUGGGGCGUACUUUUCUCCUAGGUUUUCAUUGGAGAAAUUUGACUUGAUGCCUUGCUUUACAAAGCCGCUUUACAAUGACAGCUACCUCCUUAUUAAUGAAAUGCACGUUACCUGCCUUACUGAGGCCUUAUUUGGUUUUUACAUGAAACUCACAAUUGAACGAACCUUCAAACCCAGAGGCUGCGAGACAAAUAAUUACUUUAAACAGUGCAUGCGAUACCAUUUCAGCUACUUUCCGAAUGAACAAGUUGCCUUCAGACACGCCGAUAGCCGUGCCGAAGACGAACCGAUCGGCUACUCGCUUAGCCGUGCCAUCCGUGGACGACUGAUGGGUAAAAGCCUACGCUGGGGUAGCCGCGGUACGCAGGUCCGUAGUAGACUCCGCCCCAGGGCCAGCCAUAGCCCCAGCUGUUCCUCUUCUCCCUCACCUGCUCCGCCUCUGGCUCAUCGGCUCCCAGCACCAUCGCCAGGCCCAACAUCACAACCAGGAACUGCGAAAACAAGGAAAACACUUAGUGCCAUGUUCUUUCUAUUCAGAAACUUGCUGAUACCGUUUGAAACCUAUCGUUACCUAUACUACCAAUUGGCUGCGCACUUGUAAUAAAUCUCAGGAGAAAGUGCUUUUUUGAUUACUGGAGAUUUAUUACAGUUUCACAUAACCAAAUCAACUAGCGCUCAAAUGUGUGCACGAUGCAUAGAUCAAAGUGUUUAGCCAAGCAAGGACACUUAUUAGUGGUGUAAUAUACAAUUUUUGUUACGUAUAUAGAAACGAUUAAUGUGAUUCUAUCAGGAAAUUUCAUAAAACGUUCAUUUUUUUUUUCUGGUAUGGUUUGCUU